This is a messenger RNA of Camellia sinensis, 619 nucleotides long. Lineage: Eukaryota; Viridiplantae; Streptophyta; Magnoliopsida; Ericales; Theaceae. The record is from RefSeq and is a predicted model, not a curated record.
AUGGGGAGACAAGGCCCCCCUGUUUCUACAAAACCUUGGCUAUUAGAUACCUCAGUAGAUAGGAAAACUGAUUACACCCUUCAAUUUCUAGUUACAAAUGUUCCUAUCUACAGCAUUGCUAAUGUUACUGGAGGAGGAUUGAGUUUGACAUUUAGGCGCUGGGCUACUAAAAAGACAGCAGGAUCCACAAAGAAUGGGCGAGACUUGAAACCAAAGAAUCUUGGGGUGAAGAAGUUUGGUGGAGAGAGAGUGAUUCUUGGAAAUAUCAUUGUUCGACAAAGAGGAACCCGCUUCCAACCAGGAAACUAUAUCAAAAUGGGGAAGGAUCACACCCUCUAUGCUAUGAAGGAAGGUUGUGUCAAGUUUGAACGGCAUAAGUUGAGUGGACGAAAGUGGGUGCGUGUUGAGCCCAAGGAAGGCCAUCUGCUCCACCCUGCCUACUCAAGUGUUGACGCAAUUCCUAAGCAGAAGACCACUGCUUAGGUAUCUACUUUUUUGUGUUAUCAUGUAAUGUUAAAUAUUUGAUGCUCUACUUUAGUGGCCUGAGCUUGUACAACUCAUGCUGCAUCUGAAUUUUUGUAGGCAAAUUGUGGUACUCAUCUAUUGGACUAAAAAAAAU